This is a messenger RNA of Capronia epimyces CBS 606.96, 3051 nucleotides long. RefSeq names its product C-22 sterol desaturase. Lineage: Eukaryota; Fungi; Ascomycota; Eurotiomycetes; Chaetothyriales; Herpotrichiellaceae. Bases 1 to 3051 code for a protein of 1016 amino acids. The record is from RefSeq and is a predicted model, not a curated record. The transcript is spliced from 6 exons. Gene Ontology annotation, molecular function: heme binding; (S)-2-hydroxyglutarate dehydrogenase activity; monooxygenase activity. Gene Ontology annotation, cellular component: mitochondrion.
AUGGAGGUGCUCGCCAAUGCUACCGGCUUUGCCUCGCCCCUCGCCAACAUCGACAUCAACUCCAAGAUCCAGGCCGCCAGUGCCUCCGGGGUGGUGGGCAGAUUGCUACAAUCCCUCAACUCCUGGACGGUUCUGGUCACGGUCCUGUUGAUUUUGGUCGCGUAUGAUCAAGGCAGCUACCAAUGGCGAAAACACGGCAUCGUCGGACCGGCCUGGAAGAUGCCCUUUAUCGGGCCCUUUCUGGAAUCGGUGCACCCGGAUUUCAAAAAGUACAAGCAGAAGUGGGAGAGUGGCGAUCUGAGCUGUGUUUCUGUCUUCCACAAGUUCGUGGUCAUUGCCUCGAGUCGCGAGCUGGCUCGAAAAGUGUUCAACUCGCCCGGCUUCCUCAAACCCACCGUGGUCGAUGUGGCGCCCAAGCUCCUGGGCGCAACCAACUGGGUGUUCCUGGACGGCAAGAACCACGUUGAAUACCGCAAAGGAUUGAACGGACUGUUCACCCGGCAAGCGUUGGAAAUGUACCUGCCGGGCCAAGAGGAGGUCUACAGCAAAUACUUCAAGAGCUUCGUGGACAUGUCCAAGGAGAACGGCAUGGCUCCGACGCCGUGGAUGCCGGUCUUCCGAGAGCUCAUGUGCGCCGUGUCGUGCAGGACCUUUGUCGGGCACUACAUGAGCGACACGAUCGUCAAGAGAAUCGCCCACGAUUACUACCUCAUCACGGCUGCGCUGGAGCUGGUCAACUUCCCCAUCAUCAUCCCCUACACGAAGACGUGGUACGGCAAAAAGGCAGCCGACAUGGUGCUGGACGAAUUUGCCAAGUGUGCGGUCAAGGCCAAGGUCCGGAUGGCCGCCGGCGGUGAGGUGACGUGCAUCAUGGACGCCUGGAUCAAGCAAAUGCAGGAUUCGGCCAAGUAUCGAGAACGCCUCGCUCGCGGCGAAGAGGUGCCGGCGUCGGAGAAACCGGCGCAUGUGCUGCGGGACUUUACCGACUUUGAGAUCUCCCAAACCAUCUUCACCUUCCUCUUUGCCUCGCAGGACGCCACGUCGAGUGCCUGCACCUGGUUGUUCCAGCUGAUGGCGGGCCGGCCGGAGGUGCUGGCCAAGGUGCGAGAGGAGAACCUCCGACUGCGCGGCGGCGACCGGAACAAGCCCUUCGACAUGGACAUGCUGGAGUCGAUGGUGUGGACGAGGGCGGUGGUCAAGGAGACGCUGCGAUAUCGCCCUCCAGUCAUCUUCGUGCCGUACGUGGCCAAGAAGGACUUCCCGGUGACGGAGAACUACACGCUGAAGAAGGGGUCCAUGAUCAUUCCGGCGGUCUGGCCGGCCACCCAUGAUCCUGAAGCCUACCCCAACCCGGAUAGCUUUGACCCGGAACGAUGGAUCACGGGGGAUGCGGACAAGCAAGUCAAGAACUGGUUGGUCUUCGGCACGGGACCUCAUUACUGUAUAGGCCAGACGUACGCGCAAUUGAACCUCAUGGCCAUGAUCGGCAAGGCGAGUAUUCUGCUGGACUGGGAACAUGAACCGACCGCUCUCAGUGAAGAUAUUGAGGUGUUCGCCACCAUUUUCCCCCAGCCGUAUGCGUAUGUGUACUGCAUUCUGGGCAGGCUCGAGAGGGAGAUCCUUUUCUACGUCGAGACCGGCGCGGGUGGAUUUUACUCAUGCGGUACGUUGAUCCUUGACCUUGACCUUGACCUUGACUUUGACCUUGUCCUUGUUUAUUUCUUAUUUCUGGUCUGGUGCUUCGAGAUCAGAUCCAGUCAGGAUCGGGUUCUGUGUCUGUCUGUGUCUGUCUGUGUCAUCGGAGGAGGCGCCGUCGGUCUGGCCAUUGCCCGCCAGCUUGCCUCCAGGCCAGGCACUUCGACCAUCCUGAUCGAGCGUCAUGGGAUGGUGGGGUCGGAGACGAGUAGUCGGAAUUCAGAGGUCAUCCACGCCGGUCUCUACUACGGCCCAGACUCCCUCAAGACCAAACUCUGCAUUCGCGGCAAACAGCUCCUCUACGAACUCUGCGCGGCGCAACAGAUCCCGCACCGGCGCACCAAGAAAUGGAUCCUGGCGCAGGACGCGGCGCAGAUGGCCGAACUGGCGCGGCUGCACGAUUUUUCUAAGACCAUCGACGUGCCGACGCGGUUUCUGUCGCGGCGUGAAAUCCACGACCAAGAGCCUGACGUGCGUGCCGACGCUGGCGUGCUGGAAUCGCCCACCACCGGCAUCGUCGACAGCCACGCCCUGAUGGCGUAUUUGGAAGGAAGUCUGGACGAGCGCGGCGGUCAGGAGAUUCUGAAUACGGAGGUGACGAAGAUUGAGGUGUUGGGAAAGACCAACACCGGCACCAACACCACCAACAACACCAGAACCAACACCAGCACUGGCACUGGCACCACCAACACCACCACCACCACCAACACACAAGGCUACGCAAUCACAACCCGGUCCCGGACUCGUGACGGCGCCCUCGUCGAUGAAGACACCAUCACAGCCGAAACAGUCAUCAACUCAGCCGGCCUGGGCGCAGUGUCGGUGUCGAACAUGCUUCUCCCACCCGCGCGGCACCGCACGCCCUUCUACGCCAAGGGCAGCUACUUCAGCUACACUCCCAGCCCUAGCAGUGGCGACCCCAAACCCAAGACGCUACUAUACCCAGCGCCCGUGCCAGGUCUAGGCGGCCUCGGCACCCAUCUGACGCUCGACAUGGCCGGCCGCGUGCGCUUCGGCCCGGACGUCGAAUGGGUCGACGACCCGACCGACCUGACGCCCAGCCAGGCGCGGCUGGACGCCGCCGUGCCCGUCAUCCAGACCUAUCUCCCGGGCGUGCGGCGCGACGCCCUCGCCCUCGACUACUGCGGCAUCCGGCCCAAGCUGGCCCGCUCGAGUGGCACCUACGGCGUCGACGGUAAGGGGUUUGCUGACUUCUAUAUCAGAGAGGAAGAGGGAUUUCCUGGCUUCGUUAACCUUCUGGGAAUCGAGAGUCCGGGCUUGACUGCGAGUUUGGCCAUUGCCGAGCUGGUCGAUCGGAUCUUGUAUGCGGGGGGUGAUCAACGAGAUGUUGGAUGA